AUGGCGACGCUCGAAGGGUUAUUAAAGUCGAUCGAAAACAAAAUACGAAUGCUGGAGUUCACAAGCGAAGAUAUUCCGAGCGUACUAGACAAGAAACACGUUCUUACGAUGGAAAGAAAACUAAAAACUUUAAACAACAAACUACAGGAAGUCCAUGACCUUGAAGUUCAAGCACAAGAAGCGAAAAUAGAAAAGGACGAAAACCCAAACGAGAUACGAAAAUGGAGCGCAGAGAUUGAAGGCGAGGUAGCGAAAUUCGAGCAAAGCGUGCAAGAAUUACAAGAAGCAAUUAAACGAGCAAACCAGACCGAGCAAACGAAAAUGCAAGAGCAAGAAUUCGCGACGAAGCUACGAGAACAACAAUUCGAACAGCAAAUGAAAUUCGAACAGGCUAAAUUACAACAAAAACUACAAUUCGAGAAAUCACAAUUAGAGUCUUCAAAAAAGCAAGACCACGACUAG
Paramuricea clavata is the source of this 462-nucleotide messenger RNA. The record is from the annotation of a GenBank genome assembly. Lineage: Eukaryota; Metazoa; Cnidaria; Anthozoa; Malacalcyonacea; Plexauridae.